CAAACAUUUUGCAAUUCGCGGUUUUGCACUGUCACUGACCAACCAAAACAUGAACAACAUACAACAGCAACAUACAACAACAGUGUGGAGUUGGGUGAGAUGGACGCACUGUGUUUCGUCGACCUGCACCAGCUGCUUGAUGCUGGUGGAUGCGGAUGUGGAUGUCGUUGUCGCGGCUGCUUCAUUCAUCCACCGAGCCAACCACCUUAAACACUCGGGCGACGAUUGGCUUCAAGCACGCGAACAGGCGAGCGUCCAACACAACAAGACAACGACGCGCACAUCCAUACCAAGAAGAGCCACCAAACACAUCCUCACAUCUGAGCGAAGACAAGUGAAUACACGCACUAUCAACAACGCCUCAGGCUUCUUCCUAUCAGCGGUCCAGCCAAACGAGGACCUCGGAAGCGUGCACACUACGAUUCAAGGAGACAAUCCCGAAGAAGUCACAGAGCAUCAUUGAGGCUUUGGACUCGACCACCUCAAGAUGAGAAGGGCUCAACCCACCAACACAGCGGCAGCGACGCUGAUGUUGUCGUUGCUCACGUUCAUUGCAAUGUUCUCGACCACUUCCUGCGCCACGCCAGCCACGACGUACCGUGUUGGCUGCACAGUGACUCCCAUCAACCCAUGGCUGUGCAAUGCCUUGGAGGACAUCUUUGAGCGGUACGCACCAUGGGACGUCACGUUCCAGUACAUGACGGAAGUGGACAUCCUCGACAAUGCCGCCAGCCUGGACUUUGCCCUUGUCGACCCAAAGACCGUCUCCUGCCUUGACGUGGAGCACGCUGUUGCUCCGUUGGCCACCCUGGGUCUUCCAAACAUCUUCGUGGAGACGCGCAAGGACCACAACGACUACCUGUACCAGACUGGUGGCGUCAUCUUUGCGCUGGCCAGCUCCGAGCUGAGGGUGCUCACAGAUGUGAAGGACAAGAUUGUCGCUGCCACCACGACCACGGACUUUGCAAGCACACUGGCCCCUUUUGCAGAGUACAAAACCGAGACGGGCAACGAGCUUGUCAUGGACGCAGCAAUGGUGCAGUAUCUGGGGUCGCCACAGCGCGUGCUUGAAGCGGUGCUUGCUGGUGUUGCACACGUGGGCAUGGUGCAGACGGGGUUCCUUGAGCGUGCAGUGGCACGUGGGGACCUGGCUUGGGCGCAAGUCAGUGUGCUGUCACAGAACCUCGUGGUUGAGGAUGACCUUCGCUUCCCGUAUGUCAGCUCAACGCUCGUGUAUCCAGACUGGUCACUGAUCGCCUUUGACUCUGCAGAUGCUGAUGACCGAGAAACCAUGAUGAACUUUGUGUUUAGCACCAACACCACACUGGACAUCCACUUCACCACAUCCCGCAGCUACGCCACCGUGGGCGACAUCUUGGAAACAUACGGGGUGAUUGUGCGCGACCUUGAUCAGCCGCUGCUGGCACAGUGCCCACGAUCGGCAUCCCACUUUGUACACCAUGGUGACAGCACGGUUUCCGCAACUCCUGAUCACGUUCGCCUCAGUGUUAACCGCACAGGCCUCACGGACGAGGAGAUAGAGAAACAGCUUGAAACGAUUAUCAACUGCCCAUCUGACACCUAUCCAUUACAUUACCUCAUUAUCUUCGAGCUGUGCGAUGGAAUGGACUGCCCCGAGCAUUCCCUAUGCAUCUGUCGUCCCUGUCAACACGCAACACCAGUUCAAAUCCACCACACAGAGGAGUUCUUCACGCAGCACACGCUGGAGACGAACCACGCGCUCCUGGCCGACAUUCUCGGUGUCUCAUGUGGGCGUAUGCGCACUUGCAGCCAGGACCAGCAACCAAACACACAGUACUUUCUGGUUGAAGAUCACCUCUACGACGUGCGCGAUAACCAGGAUACGGUGUUCUUUCACGUGAACGUCAAGUCCUUGGAAGGUGACGGCUUUUCGUUUUCCACAGAAGGGGUGCCUGUGCCUGGCCACCCGUACCUUGCCACCGUCAACAUUUCUGGCCUCCACUUUGGAACGCUCACAGUUGAGGUGUUUCUCGCAGACCGCCUGACAUCUGAGGAGGAGUGGGAGCCGAUUACCGCCAGCCCCUUCCUUGUGGAUGUGCUGCCACGUGACUGUCCCAAAGGCGAGGUCCCAACCCAAGACAAUAUGUGCGUGUGUCCUGCCGGCGCACUUCGCAUUGGUGGCAAGUGCAUGGACCCAGCAGAGUCGACACCUCUCUUCGUCGCACUGACGGUGUUCGUCAUCGGUGUUAUCGGGUACAUCGUGUUUAUCGUUAUGCGCAAGCGUGCGGAUGCGCUGUGGCAGAUCGACAGCGAGGACAUUGUUGUGAGCGAUCCUCCAGAGGUGCUGGGGAUGGGCGCAUUUGGUGUAGUGAUCAAGGGGGAGCUGAACGGCACCGGCAUCGCCAUCAAGCGUGUCAUGCCCAAACCACCGUCUCGAUCAAAGGCGGACAAGGCGACAACAUCCCAGACACGUUCCACCAAAAGCUCUCCGCGGAGCGUUUCAAGAGCUGGCGAUCGCUUUAUGCUGAGCACAACCAAUUUCGAACAGCGGGCCGCCAGUCGUGGUGACACUCUCGUGAGCGCCAUGAGCACGCACAACAGCACCAUGAACACGGCUACCAAGAGCAAACGUGGACGAUCCCUGCAGGCAGCGAGGGCCGAGUUCCUUGCGGAAAUGAGGCUGUUAUCGCGCCUGCGCCAUCCGUGCGUCGCCACCAUGCUCGGUGCAACUCUGACGAAGUCAGGCGAAGUGCUCCUCGUCAUGGAGUACCUCGAGCACGGUUCGCUGUACGACUUUUUGCGCAACGACAAGCUGCCGACGCCAGACAUGUUCCUGCUGCCCAUUGUCAAGGACAUUGUGUCUGGCAUGCGCUACAUCCACAACCUCAAGCCGCCGGUUGUGCACGGCGACCUGAAGGCAAAGAACGUGCUUGUGGAUGGCAACUUCAAGGCCAAGAUUGCCGACUUUGGGCUCUCACAGAAGCGUCGCUUUGGCUGUGGCACACCAUACUGGAUGGCGCCAGAGGUGCUGCGCGGAGGAGAGGUGACGCGGGAGGCGGACGUGUACAGCUUCGCCAUCACCGUGUACGAGAUCUACAGCCGACAGGACCCGUUCCCAGAGGAGAACGUGGCGGAGGUGCUGCAGCAGAUUGCCGCACGCCAGGUGCCGGCAAAGCGACCCGACAUCCCAGACUCGUGCCCCGUCAUGCUGGCUGAGCUUGCGCGGCGGUGCUGGUCCGAGGAGCCCAAGUUCCGGCCAACGUUCGACCAGGUGGACGCGCAGCUGGGCGAGCUCAACAUCAGCAAGGUGGGCGCAAGCCUCAUCCAGCAGAAGCAGGACGCGCUGAAGAAGGCCACGGUGCUCAACGACGUGUUCCCGCCACACAUUGCCAAGAUGCUGGAGGAGGGCAAGAAGGUGCACCCGGAGCACAAGGACGACGUGACCAUCUUCUUCUCCGACAUUGUGGGCUUCACCAACAUCAGCGCGCAGCUGACGCCGGCGGCGGUGUCGGACAUGCUGGACCGACUGUACUCUGCCUUUGACGAGCUGACGGAGAAGCACGGCGUGUUCAAGGUGGAGACCAUUGGCGACGCGUACAUGGCGGCAACAAACCUUGUUGAGCCGCAGCACGACCACGCGCUCCGCAUUGCGCAGUUUGCGGAGGACGCCAUCAAGGCGGCGCAGUCGACGUUCAUUGACAUGGAGCGGCCGGAGCUCGGGUGCGUGAACAUCCGCGUUGGGUUCCACUGCGGCCCUGUUGUGGCCAACGUUGUUGGGCGGCGCAACCCGCGGUACUGCCUGUUUGGGGACACGGUGAACACGGCGUCGCGCAUGGAGAGCUCGAGCGAGCGCAACAAGAUCCACGUGUCGACGUCUGCGGGGGACCGCGUGCGGAGCCAGGCGCCAUGGGUGAAGCUUGAGUCGCGCGGGGUGCAGAACAUCAAGGGCAAGGGCGAGAUGCUGACAUACUGGCUGGUGAGCACGAAGCGGGAGAAGAAGAAGGAGGGCGGGCAGCGGGUGAUGAUUGCCUCCGAAGAGGCAGAGGUCAUCGAGAUGCCGAACGAGGACACCAGCGACAACGAGAACGGUGGCGCCGAGGAUGAGGGUGAUGCAAGCUCGAAAGCGAGUGAGACUUUGCACAACAGCACGGCGGACCAUGCUGCUGACACCACCUCCAAUGUAGUCAGUGCUAGCCAAGGUGCUUCUGUCGUGCCUGCGCGUGUGUCGGCGUCGGCCCAGCACCGCUCAAUACGCUUGAGUGACUCAGGCUUGCCGCCUUCCCACCGUGAGUCCUCAGACAAAGGUUCUUCCUCCUCUUUCGAUGGUGACAGUGUUCGUCUGUACGACGCUCACGCUCGCGACAGCAUCUCCGUCAUGCAUGGUGACGUCAGCGGACCUGGGGUGUCCUCGGAUGCGAAGCACGCGCGGAUUUCUCAUGUCUCGUUGAGUGAUUUUCAUAUCGUGCUUCGAUCGACUGCACACCCUUGCUCUUUUGUAUUCUUCACAUGGGAUUAUAUGUGGUUUGUUCCUUGUCGCGCUGUGGUCUUGCGCAUAUGCAAUGCCUUGGAGGACAUCUUUGAGCGGUACGCACCAUGGGACGUCACGUUCCAGUACAUGACGGAAGUGGACAUCCUCGACAAUGCCGCCAGCCUGGACUUUGCCCUUGUCGACCCAAAGACCGUCUCCUGCCUUGACGUGGAGCACGCUGUUGCUCCGUUGGCCACCCUGGGUCUUCCAAACAUCUUCGUGGAGACGCGCAAGGACCACAACGACUACCUGUACCAGACUGGUGGCGUCAUCUUUGCGCUGGCCAGCUCCGAGCUGAGGGUGCUCACAGAUGUGAAGGACAAGAUUGUCGCUGCCACCACGACCACGGACUUUGCAAGCACACUGGCCCCUUUUGCAGAGUACAAAACCGAGACGGGCAACGAGCUUGUCAUGGACGCAGCAAUGGUGCAGUAUCUGGGGUCGCCACAGCGCGUGCUUGAAGCGGUGCUUGCUGGUGUUGCACACGUGGGCAUGGUGCAGACGGGGUUCCUUGAGCGUGCAGUGGCACGUGGGGACCUGGCUUGGGCGCAAGUCAGUGUGCUGUCACAGAACCUCGUGGUUGAGGAUGACCUUCGCUUCCCGUAUGUCAGCUCAACGCUCGUGUAUCCAGACUGGUCACUGAUCGCCUUUGACUCUGCAGAUGCUGAUGACCGAGAAACCAUGAUGAACUUUGUGUUUAGCACCAACACCACACUGGACAUCCACUUCACCACAUCCCGCAGCUACGCCACCGUGGGCGACAUCUUGGAAACAUACGGGGUGAUUGUGCGCGACCUUGAUCAGCCGCUGCUGGCACAGUGCCCACGAUCGGCAUCCCACUUUGGGAUCAUGAAUGAAGCAACUCAAGAGUGGACCACCGAACUCUCUAUCGAUGUGGGAAGCCUUACUCAUGACGAAGCUGAGCUGCUGCUGUCAGACCUCGUGAUUUGCCCGGCGAACACAUAUGCGCUUCACUAUCUCAUCAUCUUCGAACUAUGUGACGAGUUUCAUUGCCCUGAGGAAGCAUUCUGCACUUGCAGUCCUUGCAAGCGUGCGAACCCAGUGCAGAUCCACCACACAGAGGAGUUCUUCACGCAGCACACGCUGGAGACGAACCACGCGCUCCUGGCCGACAUUCUCGGUGUCUCAUGUGGGCGUAUGCGCACUUGCAGCCAGGACCAGCAACCAAACACACAGUUCCUGCUGAUCGAGGACAAGGUGUUUGAUGAACGGCACAACCAGGAUACGGUGUUCUUUCACGUGAACGUCAAGUCCUUGGAAGGUGACGGCUUUUCGUUUUCCACAGAAGGGGUGCCUGUGCCUGGCCACCCGUACCUUGCCACCGUCAACAUUUCUGGCCUCCACUUUGGAACGCUCACAGUUGAGGUGUUUCUCGCAGACCGCCUGACAUCUGAGGAGGAGUGGGAGCCGAUUACCGCCAGCCCCUUCCUUGUGGAUGUGCUGCCACGUGACUGUCCCAAAGGCGAGGUCCCAACCCAAGACAAUAUGUGCGUGUGUCCUGCCGGCGCACUUCGCAUUGGUGGCAAGUGCAUGGAUCCAGCAGAGUCGACACCUCUCUUUGUCUGCAUCUCGCUGGUUGUGAUAGGACUGGCAAUGUACGGCGUGGUCGCUGUCAUGCGCAAGCGUGCGGAUGCGCUGUGGCAUAUUGACAGCGAGGACAUUGUUGUGAGCGACCCGCCCGACAUGCUUGGCCGAGGAGCGUUUGGAGUUGUGAUCAAGGGGGAGCUGAACGGCACCGGCAUCGCCAUCAAGCGGGCAAUGCCAAGGCCAUCCUCCGAUGCGUUGGCGUCCAGCUCGAAGAACCAGAAGUCAGGCACUUCGGUGGCUUCGUUUGAAGUCAAAGGCAAUUCCUCACAGGCUGGUGUUGCCACCACCGUCUUCAACCUGGGCUACCACGCAAACGGCGGAGACUUGAUUGAAAAGGCGUUGAAGCAAGAUCACUCAUCGUUGUUCGGAUCCACACAGCGCGGGCGAACCACGAAGGACUACUCUGUGGCCAAGGCCGAGUUCAUGGCCGAGAUUCGCCUGCUGUCGCGCCUGCGCCAUCCGUGCGUCGCCACCAUGCUUGGUGCCAUCGUCACGAGAUCCAAGGAGGUGCUUCUUGUCAUGGAAUACCUCGAGCACGGGUCACUGUAUGACUUCCUGCGCAACGACAAGCUGCCGACGCCAGACAUGUUCCUGCUGCCCAUUGUCAAGGACAUUGUGUCUGGCAUGCGCUACAUCCACAAUCUCAAGCCACCGGUUGUGCACGGCGACCUGAAGGCAAAGAACGUGCUUGUGGACGGUAACUUCAAGGCCAAGAUUGCUGAUUUCGGGCUCUCGCAGAAGCGUCGCUUUGGCUGCGGCACACCAUACUGGAUGGCGCCAGAGGUGCUGCGCGGAGGAGAGGUGACGCGGGAGGCGGACGUGUACAGCUUCGCCAUCACCGUGUACGAGAUCUACAGCCGACAGGACCCGUUCCCAGAGGAGAACGUGGCGGAGGUGCUGCAGCAGAUUGCCGCACGCCAGGUGCCGGCAAAGCGACCCGACAUCCCAGACUCGUGCCCCGUCAUGCUGGCUGAGCUUGCGCGGCGGUGCUGGUCCGAGGAGCCCAAGUUCCGGCCAACGUUCGACCAGGUGGACGCGCAGCUGGGCGAGCUCAACAUCAGCAAGGUGGGCGCAAGCCUCAUCCAGCAGAAGCAGGACGCGCUGAAGAAGGCCACGGUGCUCAACGACGUGUUCCCGCCACACAUUGCCAAGAUGCUGGAGGAGGGCAAGAAGGUGCACCCGGAGCACAAGGACGACGUGACCAUCUUCUUCUCCGACAUUGUGGGCUUCACCAACAUCAGCGCGCAGCUGACGCCGGCGGCGGUGUCGGACAUGCUGGACCGACUGUACUCUGCCUUUGACGAGCUGACGGAGAAGCACGGCGUGUUCAAGGUGGAGACCAUUGGCGACGCGUACAUGGCGGCAACAAACCUUGUUGAGCCGCAGCACGACCACGCGCUCCGCAUUGCGCAGUUUGCGGAGGACGCCAUCAAGGCGGCGCAGUCGACGUUCAUUGACAUGGAGCGGCCGGAGCUCGGGUGCGUGAACAUCCGCGUUGGGUUCCACUGCGGCCCUGUUGUGGCCAACGUUGUUGGGCGGCGCAACCCGCGGUACUGCCUGUUUGGGGACACGGUGAACACGGCGUCGCGCAUGGAGAGCUCGAGCGAGCGCAACAAGAUCCACGUGUCGACGUCUGCGGGGGACCGCGUGCGGAGCCAGGCGCCAUGGGUGAAGCUUGAGUCGCGCGGGGUGCAGAACAUCAAGGGCAAGGGCGAGAUGCUGACAUACUGGCUGGUGAGCACGAAGCGGGAGAAGAAGAAGGAGGGCGGGCAGCGGGUGAUGAUUGCCUCCGAAGAGGCAGAGGUCAUCGAGAUGCCGAAUGAGAGCAAACAUCGCGGUGAUGGUGACAAGCGCUCAGCUGCCUCUGCUGACAAGCCCACCCUCCCGAGACCCCCGAGCCAGAGCAGCUCGCUGCGAAUUGCCUCGCUGGUUUCCUCGAGAGUGUCGCCAACGGGCUCUGAUAAGCCAUCUCCGAGUCGCGGAAGCAGCCUCAAAUCCAUGUCACGCAAACUCCCGUCGUCUGGUCCCUCACAGUUGUCACUGAAGGACUCUCCAUGGCUUGCAAACCCCGAUUCGAGUGAGGCCAACGUCCGACGUCCUCGACGCAACCGAAGUUCCAGCCCACCGUCCCCAUCCUUCCAGCGCAUGGACCGCCGGGCCACUGCUACUACUGUUCAUGUUGAAGACGAUGGCCAUCAUCCCCAGGCAACGUCCUUCCAAGCCUGGGCAGACUCCUCUGUGGACAUUUGACCCUUUGUUUUGACUGCUGGGUUCCCUUUGUACGUUGCCGUCUGGGCCCGGGCAGGAGACGCAAGUUCCGUGAAUGUGCGUCUGCAUUUACACUUGUGUGCUUUCUGCUGACUAACACGAGAUGCACCUGUCCUUGAGUGAUUGCACUGUGCCCGUUGGUGGUGCAACGCUGCUUAACUUUGCAAGUGCUCGUUCUUUACUUUGUUUUGUUUUGUGUCUUAUACAUUCCUCGAUUUCAUUGCUCCCUUCUUGUAUUCCUUGCUCAAAUGUAACAGUUGCAUCAAUCAGCUCAAGUAAUCGGGUGACAUGACAGACAACAUACCACGACCAGCACAACUCCAACCCACGUGAAAACUUGUAAAUCAAC
This is a messenger RNA of Salpingoeca rosetta, 8735 nucleotides long. RefSeq names its product TKL/DICTY4 protein kinase. Bases 488 to 8368 code for a protein of 2626 amino acids. The transcript has 22 exons. Lineage: Eukaryota; Choanoflagellata; Craspedida; Salpingoecidae. Gene Ontology annotation, molecular function: protein kinase activity; peptide receptor activity; guanylate cyclase activity. The record is from RefSeq and is a predicted model, not a curated record. Gene Ontology annotation, biological process: cGMP biosynthetic process; receptor guanylyl cyclase signaling pathway; intracellular signal transduction.